This is a messenger RNA of Propithecus coquereli (Coquerel's sifaka), 4955 nucleotides long. It is a transcript of the gene FRMPD1, whose product is annotated as FERM and PDZ domain containing 1. The transcript has 16 exons. The coding region runs from base 96 to 4826 and encodes 1576 amino acids. The record is from RefSeq and is a predicted model, not a curated record. Gene Ontology annotation, molecular function: protein binding. Gene Ontology annotation, cellular component: cytoskeleton. NCBI's taxonomy places the organism in Eukaryota, Metazoa, Chordata, Mammalia, Primates, Indriidae.
GCUACAGUGCCCGCCGCUGGGCGGGGCCGCCCCUCGCCGAGAGCGCCAGCCCGCCAGGUCCCCGUGCGUGCGGGCGACACAGCCUCUGCAGGUAAAUGGAAGAGCUGGAGACCAGUUUAUUCCAGACACGGAAAGCACACAGAAUAGAACAAAUGGUGGCAAGAUGGCUUCGGCGCUCCCGGGACAGCUCAGCUGGGACUAAAGUAGCUGCAGCUGAUGGGCCCCCCAGGAUCCCAACCCAGACCCUCACCCCUGUGAGGCACACGGUAAAGAUAGACAAGGAUGCCCUCCUCCAGGACUAUGGAUUUCACAUUUCUGAGAGCCUUCCCCUCACAGUGGUGGCUGUCACAGCAGGAGGCUCUGCUUAUGGCAAACUUUUUCCUGGUGAUCAGAUCCUCCAAAUGAACAAUGAGCCUGUCGAAGACCUUUCCUGUGAACGAGCAGUCGAUAUUCUGAGGGAAGCUGAAGAUUCUCUUUCAAUCACAGUUGUUCGCUGCACAUCGGGAGUCCCUAAAUCAUCCUUUCUGACUGAGGAGAAGAGAGCCAGACUGAAGACCAACCCUGUGAAGGUGCACUUUGCUGAGGAAGUGCUUGUCAGUGGACACAGCCAGGGUAAUUCUCUGCUGUGUAUGCCCAAUGUGCUCAAGCUGUACUUGGAGAAUGGACAGACCAAAGCUUUCAAGUUUGAUACAAACACAACUGUGAAGGACAUCAUCCUCACGGUGAAGGAGAAGCUGUCGAUCCGAAGUAUCGAGUACUUCGCGCUGGCCCUGGAAGAGCAGUACAGUGUCUCGCAGCUGCACCUGCUGCAUGAGGAGGAACUCAUCCAGCAGGUGGUAGAAAGGGAGGAGUCACAUGACUACCGCUGCCUCUUCAGGGUGUGUUUUGUUCCCAAGGACCCCCUGGACCUCCUGAAAGAAGACCCCGUGGCCUUUGAAUACCUCUAUCUGCAGAGCUGCAGCGAUGUGCUCCAGGAGCGCUUUGCUGUAGAAAUGAAAUGCAGUUCUGCACUCCGACUCGCAGCCCUGCAUAUCCAGGAGCGGAUCUAUGCAUGUGCCCAGCCACAGAAGAUCUCUUUGAAGUAUAUAGAGAAAGACUGGGGAAUAGAAAACUUUAUAUCUCCAACUUUACUCCGAAAUAUGAAAGGCAAAGACAUCAAGAAAGCCAUUAGCUUCCACAUGAAGAGGAACCAGAAUUUGCUAGAACCCCGACAGAAGCAACUUAUUUCCGCUGCUCAGCUACGUUUGAAUUAUCUACAGAUCCUCGGGGAACUCAAGACGUAUGGUGGGAAAAUCUUUAAUGCUACUUUAAUGUUACAGGAUAGAGAAUCCUACAUUGCCCUUCUAGUUGGAGCCAAGUAUGGGAUUAGCCAGAUUAUCAACAGCAAACUCAACAUCAUAUCCACACUGGCAGAGUUUGCAAGCAUCAGCCGUGUAGAUCUGACAGAAGAGUCUGAGAAAGUGAGCAUGGUCAAAGUGUAUCUUCAGGAUGUCAAGGUUCUGACUUUGCUGCUGGAAUCUAACAGUGCAAAAGACCUAGCCUGUCUAAUUGCUGGGUACUACAGGCUGUUUGUCGACCCAGUUACCUCCAUUUUCCUCUGGCCUGGAAACAAACAAGUGCACCGGGUAUCUGCCGAAGAAGGCUAUGAAUCCAGGGCUUGCAGCGAUUCAGAGGAGUCCUCUGAAGUGGACUGCAUACUAGAGUCUCUCUCUGACAGACACCUGGUGAAGCUGGGCACCUGCAGACCACCCGUUAAAGAGGAGCAGCCUCCUGGGAAGAGCCCCACACCUGAGGUGGCCAGGAGAGACCCAAGCACGUGUGGGGCCAGCAGCAUUACAGACAGUGCCGAGUCCGAGGCAUCCAACUCGGCCAACACUGAGAGCCGAGGCUCUAGGACCAGCGGCUCAAGUGAGUCCAUGGAUGCCCUGGAAGAAGACGACCUGGAUGCCUGCUCCUCUAGUAGAUCCACCUUCUUCCACUUCGGCUUCCCAGGCCUCCCGGAGAGAACCGACUCUAACAGCCAAGAGGAGAGGAGCAGGAUUGAAACCAGCGGCUUCCUCUGUCUCCUGGAUCUGGCCCAGAGAGCCAACCCUCAGUGCCAGAAGACAGAGUUUUCUGAGAGUCCCGCUCCUGAGACAUUCAGCUGGGGACCAGAACUGAGCACAGUCAGGCUGGACCCCAGGCUGUAUGAAGGCAGCCGGACCGACUACUACAGCCUGUGCUCCAGCCUCUCCCUGGCCAGCCACCUGAGCGAUAGUUCAGAGAGCACAGCGUCCCGGCAGUGGGGAGCCCCACCAGCCUGUGGUCAGCAGGGCUGGCCUGAGGCCCAGCCCAGCUCCACACUGGAAGGCCUGGCCCUGCACCCGCCGCUGGCCUUUGAGGAUGGCAGCUCGGAUGAGGAAUACUAUGACGCAGCUGAUAAGCUCACACCCUCCCCAGACACCCUCUCAGGGCCCAGAGCUGUAUCUGCUGCAGAACUCAAUGCCACGAGCUUUCCGUGUAAGGCCAGUGCUUGCAGCUCUGAGAACAGCCUGAAUCCUGGGCCAGAUGGAAGAGAGCCAAGCAGGAGGCGCGGGGUGAAGAAGUAUGCCAAGACCCUGAGGAAAAGGAGGUCUUUCCUACAGACCGACUACACCUCUCAGGUCUCGUUUCCCCUGGAGCCAUCAGCCUCCCUGGAGAGCAUGGACGAUGUGUGCUACUAUGACAGGGAGCCCUACAUGGCCCUCAGUGCACCCUCCCCAACUGUGUCCUCUCUGCAGGAUGUGCAAGGUGAGCCUGGCCUCCUGGAGACCAAGGCCCUGGGGCUGCUGGCUCCCCUGAGGGAGACCAAGAGCACAAACCCAGCCUCCAGGGUCAUGGAGAUGGAGCCCGAGACCAUGGAAACCAAGUCUGUCAUCGACUCUCGAGUGUCUUCUAUCUCUGCCAUUCGCCUCCGGAUUGACUCUAGCCAUAAAGAGAAUCCUGGAAUUGCCCCUUUGACUACCACUGUUGCGAGUUUCUCAGCAAGCACUCCUCACUGUUCCAACCCAGCUUCAUUUGGCCCAAAUACUGCUCAGGCAGAGCCUUCCCAAAUCUCACCUUCAUUUCAAGAACCAGAUGGCAUUGCCCCCAAAGAACUUGCCACAGAGUGUGAGGACAGCACCUUCUCCCUUUCCAGUGGGAACCCUAACCCAGACAAAGUCUGCCUGGCCAUAAGCCCAGGGCCACACAAUAUCUCUGAAGGAGACACACUAGAGCUGGGAGGAGUCCAGUUGGAAAUGGGAUUGGGAUCUUUUUUUAUAAAUCAUAUGCAAGAAACUGCCUCCAAAUACACAGAGCCUUUGUUGUCUCCUGGAGAUGGGCCUAGAAGUGAUGAGUGUGGAAUAAAUUCAGAAGAGAAGAUGGUUUCUAUGCCUACAAAGGAAAAGCAACAAGGACAACUAUCUUUGGAAAGCGACAGAGAAGUUACAAACAAAAAUGGCACCUCCUUAUUUCUGGAGGAAUCUGGGAAGGAUUCAGGUGACCUCAAGGGUGAAGUGUCAAAUGCUGUUUCCCAGGCUCUUGAUGUUAGUACUCCAGCUAGUGAAAUAAUAACCUCCCUCUCCUUGGAUGUUCCCGGAACAGGGGCUGAGCAGACCUCACCACAUACCCCCAGACACCCUCAAGGACAAAGUGGAGAAACCCCAAGCCAAGGCUUCCAGGGCCAAGAACAAAAACUAUUGGCAGAGUUGGAUUUAGACCCUGAUUUCUUACUUGAGGAGCCGACCAUUUCAUCAGCCUUUCCUCCAGAGGGGGUCAAGGCAGAGCCACUUAACCAUGUGACAGGGGAAAAUAAAGCCCCUAGGGACGCCCCUCAGUGGGUUCCAGGGCCUUCCUUGCCAAAGGCACUACCGUGUACACAAGAGGAGCCUCACUUAGAAGCUUCAGACCAUUGCUCACUUUCAGAAAGCAAAGAUGACAGCUCUAGCAUCUGCCUUCCUACUGAGAAAUCUUUUCUAUGCUUUGCCCCAGAAAGCCAUCCUGAAGUUUCUGCCAGUCUCAGGAUGGCCACAUCUUUGGGUUUUGUGGGCAUGAAUGAGACAGUGGCCCCCAGUAUUGGGAUGGAGCAGUGCAGCUGUCAGUUCUCCUAUGCCACGUGCUUUCGUGGCCUGCAGCCUGAGACAGAGGAAGAAGACAGGGACUCGGAAGCACACCCCGCAGCUCCCCUUACCUCACCGCCCUCUGCAGGAAGCCAGGUGGUUCUGCCCUGGAGGCCUGCCAGAGCCCAUAGCUGCAGCACAGUGCCCCUGCCAAGGAAAAGCCACGUCUGGCCAGAGUACUGCUCCCGAGCUCUGAGAAAGCUGAAAGCCACUCCUGCCAGCCCCCCUGAGGGCUUCAUCCAACUCAUGGAAAGCUUGCUGGAGCUACAAGACAUUUUAGAAGUUUCCUGGGGGGUUGGAAACAAACAUCCCCCAGAGAAGUGCACCUGGCACUUUUCUGAAAGCCGGAGCCGCCUCUGCAUGGGCUCCCAGAAGCUGCUGUCGAGCUGUCAGCACGUUAUCAAAAUAGAUCAGUCCCCUGAAGAGAGGCAGGGGGCUGUGCGUGACACUUUCCAGCACCUGGUCCAGCUGGCCGGCCUGUGCUUUCAGUUCACAGACUGCAGCCGCUGCUCUGCCCGGCACAGGGAAGCAGCCAGGAACCUCAGGGAUGUGGUGUACACCUACCACCAGUUUGUAGAGGCCGCUAAAUUGACCUGCGAGAGAGGCUACCAUGACCUGAGUGUGAAACUCCUGGCCCGUCAGUGCACGGCCCUCACAGCUGCCGUGUUCUGUUUGACCCAGAAGUUCCGGGCAUCCACUGCCCUGUGAGCAGGUCAACUGCCCAUGGGCCCCCUGCCCUGCCCUGCCUCGGACACUUCCCUGAGAAGCCUCUUCCAUUCCCCACCCACCCCUUUCAAAUGUUUACUGUAUAUUCAAAUAAACUGCUGCUUAAACUUG